Talaromyces amestolkiae is the source of this 1296-nucleotide messenger RNA. RefSeq lists its product as uncharacterized. Bases 1 to 1296 code for a protein of 431 amino acids. Gene Ontology annotation, molecular function: FAD binding. The record is from RefSeq and is a predicted model, not a curated record. Lineage: Eukaryota; Fungi; Ascomycota; Eurotiomycetes; Eurotiales; Trichocomaceae. The transcript has a single exon.
AUGUCGCUGAAUGUCCUCAUCGUUGGUGCAGGUGUGUGCGGUCCAGCAUUUGCAAUGCUUCUUCAAAGAUCCAAUCCCAAACAUAAGAUCACGAUUUUGGAACGUUCACCAACUCUUCGAAUGGGGGGCCAACAGAUCGAUCUUAAAAACCAAGCCCCGCAUAUACUACGACAAAUGGGUCUUUUGGAUGUGAUCAAGUCCAGAUGCGUUGACGAGACUGGCCUCGAAAUGGUUGACUCCAACGAUAAGACGAUCGCUCGAUUCGGGGUUGCUCCAGCUGGUCAACGGCGUCUGACCUUGACAAGCGAGCAUGAAAUCAUGCGUGGAGAUAUGGUUCAGGUGUUAUACGACGCUAGCAUCAAGCAAAAUCAAGAUUCGAAAGCCAACUCAGAGGAUCCAGACGCUGGGUUGAGAUACGUAUUCGGCCAAACCAUCGUAGCUCUUGAUCAGCGCGAAAAUGAUGAUGUGGACGUUACAUUUUCAAACGGGGAAACAAAGCGGUAUGAUCUGGUUGUCGGUGCAGAUGGACAAUGGUCGCAUACUAGAAGCCUUGCAUUUGGAAAGGAAACCAGCAGAACAGCCUUUAAGUCAUUGGGGAUCCACGCAGCAUACUUUAGCCUACCCAAAACCGAGAACGAAGCAACUCUUGCGAAGGGACAUCUUGCUCCAGGGCGCAGAAUGGUCUUCACCAGAACUAGCGGUCGUCCGGUCACUGGUGCAUUGCUGUUUACCAUGCAAAACUCCGCAAAAUUAUCGAGUUGUUACAGAGAGUCUACAGAGAAACAAAAGGAGGCCUUUGCUGAGGCGUUCCGGGACAUCGACUGGCAAGCAGAGAGAUUCAUAAGUGGAUUGAAAUCAUCCUCCGAUUUCUACGCCCAUGAGCUCGGUCAGAUCAAAAUGGAAGAAUUGUCAUCCGGUCGUGUGGUGCUCCUCGGAGACUCGGGCUAUUGCCCUAGCCCAUUCACAGGGCUGGGAACAAAUCUUUGCCUUGUAGGCUCAUACAUACUUGCUGGAGAAUUGGCGAGACAUGGAAGUAGCAAUAUUUCCGAGGCACUUCACUCCUAUGGUGAUAAAAUGCGACCAUUUAUCGACGAGUGCCAAAGUAUCUCACCUAGGACUUUGGGUUUGUUCUUUCCCUCCUCACGUCUUGGGAUAUGGGUGAUGCACUCUCUGGCUUGGGCUAUUUCAAGUUUGAGCCAGAGAUUUUGGCAAAGACAAGAGGAUCUUACGGAUCAUCAUGCAGAACGGCUGCCGAAGUAUCCCGAAUUGAAUUUACCAUUUCAAUCUCAAUUCUAA